Staurois parvus is the source of this 332-nucleotide messenger RNA. The record is from the annotation of a GenBank genome assembly. NCBI's taxonomy places the organism in Eukaryota, Metazoa, Chordata, Amphibia, Anura, Ranidae.
UACAGGAGAUGACCAGAGACUGCGGACACAGUACAGGGAUGACCAGAGACUGCGGACACAGUACAGGAGAUGACCAGAGACUGCGGACAUAAUACAGGAGAUGACCAGAGACUGCGGACACAGUACAGGAGAUGGUCAGAGACUGCAGACACAGUACAGGAGAUGACCAGAGACUGCGGACACAGUACAGGGAUGACCAGAGACUGCGGACACAGUACAGGAGAUGACCAGAGACUGCGGACAUAGUAAAUGAAACAGAUCGCUGUCUGCGAGGGCCACACAAUAAGUGCUAUAGGGCCACAUCUGGCCCCUGGGCCGCAGUUUGAGCAGUG